GGAGGUUUUCCUGGUGCCCACAAGGCCUCAGCGUCCAGAGCAGCUCUUGGUGUGCUCCUUGCAGGAGGAUUACCUCGUCUGAGCUGUUCUCAGAUUACAGACAGUGUUGUUUUGUCUCUGUAUUUGCUUGCACAGUCCUUGGACUGGUGCAAGUGUCCUGUUUUUCCCCUUUUUACUUGCACAGUCUCAGGACUUGUGCAAGUGUCCUGUUUUACCCCUUUUUUACUUGCACAGUCUCAGGACUUGUGCAAGUGUCCUGUUUUUCUCCUUUUUACUUGCACAGUCUCAGGACUUGUGCAAGUGUCCUGUUUUACCCCUUGUUACUUGCACAGUCUCAGGACUUGUGCAAGUGUCCUGUUUUUCCCCUUUUUACUUGCACAGUCUCAGGACUUGUGCAAGUGUCCUGUUUUUCCCCUUUUUACUUGCACAGUCUCAGGACUUGUGCAAGUGUCCUGUUUUACCCGUUUUUUACUUGCACAGUCUCAGGACUUGUGCAAGUGUCCUGUUUUCCCCCUUUUUACUUGCACAGUCCCGGGACUUGUGCAAGUGGGGAUUUUUUCCAUUGUUGUUUCCUGGCCUACGGACUCGAGCAGCCCUGCUCAAAGGAUGGAGCGAGUCCGUAGAGCAGUCAGAAGCGCCUUUUCAUUGGCGGCUUCUCGGAAAGCUUUUCUUCAUUUGGCUGCUCGCCUCAGAGGUGGAAGGAGUCAAGCGCGCGCUUCGGUUCCGCUAGGAGAGGAUCUUGCCAGUCAGGACUCCUGGGCCCAGGCAGGAAAGGCGGAGGGGCAGGAGAGCACGGACGGAGUGCACGGCGCCCAGGAGUUCAGGUGGAAGGAGUUGGCUGCAUUUGAGAGAAAGCGCCACUCCUCACUGGAGAGGGUGUCUGAAGUGGCGGCAGCGACAGCGGAGGAAUGGCAGCCUCAGAGGGAUCUGCUGAAGGAAGCGGUUCCUCUGGCAGUGCCAAAGGUUUUCCGGCGGCAGCGGCCAGCCCACAGGGGCCUGGAGAAGCUGCUGCAGGAGUUCUCCUGCCAAGGGCACACCCUGUCCCAGGUGUGCAGAGAGAAGGCGGUGAUGGCACAGGAGAACGCUGCCCUGGAAGCCCGACUGGCAGCCACGGAGCGGGACCUGCGAGGCCUUUCAGAGCAGCUGGCAGAGGCCAGAUGUUUGUCGGACAGAGAAACAAAGAGAUACAAGCAAAAAGGGAAGGAUACUGAGCAAUUGCUCUUCAUCUUCACGCCUUGUAGGUCAGAGAAGGAGAGCCUGCAAAGCAGCCUGCUGGAGGCACAGCAGCACAUAUGGGAGCUGGAGAUGGCCAGGAGCCGUGUGGAAGCCCAAGUGUGCAGGGCCAGGCAGGCCAAGGAGGCGAUACUGGAGGAUGUGAGGGGCCUUCGUCGUGAGCUGCUGGCUGUAAGAGCUCUCAGCCAGCAGCGAUGUGAAGACAUGGCUGAACAGCUCCGCUGGGCACAAGAGCAGUGCUGCAAGGCUCUGAGACUCUGGCAGUCUGCCCAGGAAGAGGAAAAAACGAAUCUCAUGCAAGAACUGGAGAGACAACUGGAAGAGCAGCAUGUGGAGGCAUGGAAGCAGCUGGAGGAACGGGCAAACUUCCUGGCAGAGACCUCCUUGCUGUGCUCCACUGGCGGGGAAAUGAAGAAGGGACAAUUGGGAAAAUCUUUAAUCCCCCGUCUGUGCAAGGCAGGAAUUCCCCCUGUGGGCAGUGCUGCUGGGUCUGUGCACAGCUCUCCAAAGAUGGAAUUGCAGGAGUCCCAAGAGAUGAGGGCAAGACCCAGCAGCAGAAGCCAAGAGAAGACCCCGGAGCAUGCAAGCCUCUCACUGAGUCAGGCCAAGGAGACAGAUCAUCCCAGCAGUCCUGGUCUUAGGAGUGACAAGGAGCGGAGGGACAGCUUUGGAAAGACCCACGCUGAAUUGUGCAGGUUGGCUAAAGAGAACUUAGAGCUGAAGAAAAUGGAGAUUUUGAUGGAAGAGAUGAAGAGGAGACAAAAUGAAAAAUCCUUGCAACUUCCUCCAGAGACAUUUGAGCCUGGGGAUGCAGCUGAAGCAAGCUUCAGCCUACCACCUAUCAAUGGCACAGUUUCCAGUGUACAGAGAAAAGACCCUGGUAGCGCCAUGAAGAAAACGGUCGUGAGAAAGCAGGACACGGUGCCCUUACAGCCCAGUACGCCCACCCUCCCUGGAGAUGGCAGCUUCCCACGCAGCUCCUCGGAGACCUCGCAGACAGCCACUGGUGCCCAGUGCCAAGAGGAGCCGCUCCGUGGGCACAGGCAGAAGGACAGAGCCUUUUCGGACCCACAGCAGGCCUUGCAGGAGGCACUGUCCUUGCUGGGCAGCGACGACUGGGAACAGAAGAAGAAGGGACUCUUGAACAUCACACUGCUGGCUGAGUCCCAUUCAGAAGUCCUGCUCUGUCGACUUCGUGAGAUUUGCUUGGCAGUUACCAGUGAGGUGACCAACCUCCGGUCCAACGUGUCCUGCUCUGCAAUUGUCACUCUGGGAGAGCUCUUUGCGAUCUUGGGGAAGGACAUGGACUCCGAGGUGGAUCAGAUUGCUGCAGUCCUUCUCCACAUGUUGCGGAACUCCCCAGAGUUUAUUCAGAAGGCAGCCUGUCAGAGCCUGGGGAUGAUGGUAGAGAACGUGACUCCUACACGAGCAAUGACUGCUCUCAUGGACAAUGGAGUCAAGAGCCGCUACGUCCCGGCGCGGAAGUGUACGGCCGAACUCCUCCUGUCCUUGAUGGAGAAAAUGGGAGUCACGAAGCUUGCAGGCACACCCAGGGCUGAGAGGCUGGCACAGGUGGCAGGGACACUCGCUCAGGACAGUCACAAGGACACGAGGCAUUAUGGACAGGAGAUGGUGAAGAUGUUGCUUAGUAAUCAAAAAUUUAAAAAGCUUUUGGAACAAUCUCUUUCAACGCAUGACCUGGAAGAUAUCCUGAAGAGAAUUAAGAAGAAAGAAUACUGCCCUGCUGUCAAGCCCUGUGGAGCUGGAAGAAGCUUGGGGAUGGAAAACAACAAGGCUGAACUCCCACCUGUGCAGGAGCCGGUGAAGAAGAGGAAUGAUGGCUCCCAGAAGCCCCAGGCCACAUCACCUCCUAGCAAACGGGCAAAGUCUGCCACUGGUGGACGCCGCCUACACCGUGCAAGAGCCCAGGUCACGUUACCUGCAUCUGUGGAAGAAAGGGAGCUGCUCCAGAAGCUUUACCAUCUGCUGGAAGCCAAGGCGUUCCAGACACGGAUGGAAGGAGUGGCACUCCUCCUAGACCUGUCCAAAACCAGACCCCAGCUCAUCUCCACUAACAUUGUCCAAAUUUUUGAUUAUUUUGGCCUGAGAAUCUGUGACACACAUAAGAAAGUGAAGCAGAAGGCGCUGGAGGCGCUGGCAGAAAUCAUAGGACUGCUGCAGGAUGCCAUGAACCCAUUGAUGAUCCGUUUGGUUGAAGGCAUAACAAAGAACCUAAACUCAAAGGAUCCCGGGGUUCAUGCUGCAGCUAUGACGGCACUGGACCAAUCUGUUGUGCAUUUAGAUGAAGUAUCACUGAUGAAAGAGCUCUGCCACCAAUGGAGACGACUGAGUGGCCAAGCUCUGCUGGAUGUCACGGAGCGUAUCACAGUGCUUGUGGAAUGGGCUCAUGCCAGGAGCCCUGAAGCGGUCGAGCGCUACGCCCUGCCCGUGCUCUGGUCCUGCCUGGAGAACAAGGCGCUGCCUGUGCGAAGCGCCAACGUCUGCGCUGUGGUCACCAAGCUGGCCUGUGCCCUAUGUGAGGCACUGGGCAGCCAGAUCAUUAAGUUUGCUGACAGCACACCUCCACACGUGCAGGAAAACCUCAACAGCCUUCUGGGCUGGUGAAGGUUUGAUGUUCUCCAGAAAGCGGACAAAUUUCUGAGCUGGACACCACCAGACGUGACUUUUCAGCUGUGCCAGAAAUGACAAAAUACUAAGGAAGGGUGUGCAUCUGCCCCCACUCUGUUGUGCAUCUGCCCCCACUCUGUUAUCAGCAUUGCCCUUCCUAGUCAUGACAUGGGGGGCCUGAAGCAACUGCAGACUGAUGACAAGGUGAAGAUGAAGUAUGGAUCAACCUCAAGUGAACCCAGACUGAGGAAAAGGUGAAGACUAAGCAUGAAUCAGCCUGAAGCAACUGCAGACUGAGGACAAGGUGAAGACCAAGCAUGGAUCUGCCUCACACAGAGAUACGACCGGCUACAGUCUUUCCAAGAAGUUUUCUCUGGACAUUUCCACUAUUCCCUUACCAGGAAAGUCCUUGCCUGCAGUCCAGAAGCGCCCUUUCUCCAAGAUCAGGAAGAAGCUGCCGACUGUCCAAAGAAUAUUUCAAGUUAGGAUUUAGGCUUUAGGAUUAUCAAGAAGAGGAUUCACCAAGAAGAGCAUUCAUCAAGAAUAGGAUUCAUCAACUAUAGGAUUCAUCCAGAUUAGGAUUCAUCAAGAAUAGGAUUCACCCAGGUUAGAAUUCAUCAAGAAUAGGAUUAUCCGCAAUAGAAGUUAGGAUUUUGGAAUAGGUUUAGGCUUCAUAGUUACGGAUGUAUCUGUGUUCUGAUAGUUUUGAAUAAAUGUGUUUGAUUGUAUAUUUAAA
Messenger RNA from Passer domesticus (house sparrow), 4597 nucleotides. Its product is annotated as TOG array regulator of axonemal microtubules protein 2-like. Gene Ontology annotation, cellular component: cytoplasmic microtubule; cilium. Bases 607 to 3858 code for a protein of 1083 amino acids. The transcript has 26 exons. Gene Ontology annotation, biological process: microtubule cytoskeleton organization. Gene Ontology annotation, molecular function: microtubule binding. The record is from RefSeq and is a predicted model, not a curated record. NCBI's taxonomy places the organism in Eukaryota, Metazoa, Chordata, Aves, Passeriformes, Passeridae.